Chinchilla lanigera (long-tailed chinchilla) is the source of this 1872-nucleotide messenger RNA. RefSeq names its product transmembrane protein 161A (gene Tmem161a). The transcript has 13 exons. The coding region runs from base 155 to 1537 and encodes 460 amino acids. The record is from RefSeq and is a predicted model, not a curated record. Lineage: Eukaryota; Metazoa; Chordata; Mammalia; Rodentia; Chinchillidae.
UCGGUGUGCGCACGGCGUUCCCCGCGAAGACAUGAACUUGCCGAGCUGGGCUUGAAGGCGGAGGCAGGAGGAUCGCUGCGAGUUCGCGCCCAACCUGGGCUACACGGCGGUCCUGGGCGUGCAGCUGGUGGUGACCCUCUUCACAGCCACCCUCAUGCACAGGCUGGCUCCGCACUGCUCCUUUGCACGCUGGCUGCUCUGCAAUGGCAGUCUCUUCCGAUAUAAGCACCCGUCAGAAGAGGAGCUUCGGGCACUGGCGGGGAGACAGAGGCCCCGAGGCCGGCGGGAGCGGUGGCCCAACGGCCCCAGUGAGGAGAAGCCUUUGCUGGUGCCCCGAGACGCCCCGUUCCACCUGGAGACCUGUCCCCUCACCCCAGUGGACGCCCUAGUCUUGCGAUUCUUCCUGGAGUACCAGUGGUUCGUGGACUUCGCGGUGUACGCAGGCGGCGUGUACCUCUUCACUGAGGCCUACUUCUACCUGCUGGGCCCCCAGGAGGCCAACAUCGCCGUGUUCUGGUGUCUGCUCACUGUGGCCUUCUCCAUCAAGGUGUUCGUGACAGUGACCCGGCUGUACUUCGGCGUGCAGGGCGGCGAGCAUGCCGUGUGCUGCGCCUCUGCCUUCCUCUUCCUCCUCCUGGCCAUGCUGGUGCAGGUGGUGCGGGAGGACGUGCUGGAGCUGGGCCUGGAGCCAGGCCUGGCCAGCGUGACCGAGAACCUGGAACCGCUCCUGAAGCAGCAGGGCUGGGACUGGGCGCUCCCUGUGGCCACACUGGCCAUCCGCGUGGGGCUGGCAGUGGUGGGCUCCGUGCUGGGCGCCUUCCUCACCUUCCCCGGCCUGCGGCUGGCCCAGACCCACCGCGACGCACUGACCAGGGCGGAGGACCAGCCCCUGCUCCAGCUCUUCCUGCACACCAGCUUCCUGUCUCCGCUCUUCGUCCUGUGGCUCUGGACCAAGCCCAUCGCGCGGGACUUCCUCCGCCAGGCGCCCUCCGGGGCAUCGUCCUUGGGCCUGCUGUCAGACUCGGCCUUCGACUCGCUGCGCCUCUGGGUGCUGGUGGCGCUGUGCCUGCUGCGGCUGGCGCUGACCCGGCCCCACCUGCAGGCCUACCUGUGCCUGGCCAAGGCGCGCGUGGAGCAGCUGCGCAAGGAGGCUGGCCACGUGGAGGCGCGCGAGAUCCAGCAGCGGGUGGUCCGGGUCUACUGCUACGUGGCGGUGGUGAGCCUGCAGUACCUGACGCCGCUCAUCCUCAUGCUCAACUGCACGCUGCUGCUCAAGUGGCUGGGCUGCUACUCGUGGGGACUGGGCCCGGCACCCCCGCUGUCGGUGGCCCCGUCCUCAGCCAGUGCUGGCUCCGUGGGCCCCGGGGAGGAUGAGGUACAGCGCAUCGUGGCCGGCGUUGCAGCGGCCCUGCGCGGCCUGGCCACACCCCUGCUGCUGCGCGGCGUCCUGGCCUUCUUCAUCUGGUGGACGGCCGCCUGCCAGCUCGUCUCCAGCCUCUUCGGCCUCUACUUCCACCAGCACCUGGCAGCCUGCUAGCCCGCCCCCAGCCCCUGGCUGUGAGGCCUGGUCCGGCCGACGCAGCAGGCCGCUUCUCCGUGGGCCUCGGCGUCCCCAGCUCCUCCGCAGUGCACAGGUCGCGGACACUGGCGAGCCCCGCGAGGCUGGCCCCCCAGGCCCGGGGAAGGAGGGUCCGAGCUCUUGUCCCCAGGGGGGUGUGCAACACCUGAGCGGCAGCUGCUCCUGGGAAUAAAGGAGCCGCCACCACCGGGUGUGAAGGGGAUCCCCGUGGCGGGGUUUGUGUCCGAGCCCAGGAAGAAGAGCCCGGGCAGAAGUCAUUUAGGUUUUUAUUAAAUAUACUCUCUUGGCACAAA